UAUUUAGCCGGCCGUUUCUACCUGACGACAUGGAGCACCAUUUCCUGAUGAGACUGUGGUGAGACCGGUGCAGCCCUGUCACGCCCGCAGCGCCCCCUUUCGGCCCGGACGGCCCACCACGGCCCGGCGCCUGUGAAAGGGUACCAUGUCAGCCGUAGCAUGUCGCAGCAUUCCUCCGGUGGGGGCGGACCCUGCCACUGCCCGCCUGAGGACGGUGAGGGCCCGGGCAGGGACUACUACCAGGGUCACAGCGAUGGCCACUACUACCCUCCAGGCCAGGCUGAGGCCUUGGCGCUGGAGAGGCACCAUUCCCACUCCCACGGCCACUCUGGAGGGGGAACCUUUCCACGUUCCCACCCCAGCCAGCACCCGCCUCUCCAGUCGCUUGACUCUUGCGAAGAGUGCCUGUCUUCAGGUCCUGGAGGGAAGAUGCACCGCAUUCCCCCGAACAUGAUCGACCAGCAGGUGCCCUUUCAUCCCGAUGGCUUCCACACACUGCAGUACCAGCGCGCGUCCAGUGGGGGGGCUGAGCCGCGCAGCGAGAGCCCCUCACGCAUCCGCCACCUGGUCAACUCUGUGCAGCGCCUCUUCGCAAAGUCCCAGUCCUUGGAGGCGCCAGGCAAACGGGAGUUCAACGGCACGAGAGGAGGCGGGGACUACCGUGGAGAGAGAGGAGAGAGAGGAGAGAGAGGAGGAGGCCACAGAAGUGGAGGGGAGGACGGCGGGGGUCACUAUUCAGGUCACCAGCCUCGUUCUGCAAGGAGGAGCAAGUCUCGGGAGCGUAGCAAGAGUGGAGACUCCAGGCACGAGUCAGGCAGACGCCAUCGCAGCAGGACGGCAGGCUGGUGGAGCUCUGACGACAACCUGGACAGCGACAGCAGCUACCUGGUCAGCGGGGGCCGGCGAGGGUAUCCCAGCGGGCAUGAGAGCCUGGAUGCAGCCAUCCAGGAGCUCACCAUGAAGAGGCCCAAGGAGCGUGGUGGUGGUGGUGGAGGAGGGGGGCACCACGGCCACCACGGCCACUCUCUGAAAAGAAGCACCUGGUCAGCCAUGACAGUGAGUCAGGCCAGAGAGGUGUACCCCUCCACCAGGGGGGCGAGCUACGAGAAAGCCCUGGUGCCCUUGGAGAGUAAGCUGAAGGAGAGGAGCUUCCACUACCUGCAGGGCAAGUACUCGUGUAAGCAGUGUACAGACUCCUACCCCAACAGCCGAACUACACCCAAAACCCAAACGCGCUCUCGGAGCUACACCCGCUCUCUGACCAGCUCACAGCUGGGAGACGCGUUGAACCGUCAGUUCGAGGCGGUGUGUGAGACCAUGUUCGGGGAGGUGGAGUCUCAAGCCGUCGAGGCCCUGGACCUUCCCGGUGUUUUCCGCACGCGCAGCCACAGCUACGUCCGUGCCAUCCAGGCCGGCUGUUCCCAAGACGACGACUGCCUCUCCGUCUUCUCCAUGUCGGGCCCCCAGGGAAGCAUCAAGGCCGGGGCGGUCUUUCCCUAUCGUAAAGGUGCUCCUCCCCCACUCCCACCUCGCAUGUCCAAGUCUUCUCUCUCGGUGCGAGCACAGAGCAGCACAGAGUCCACCCAGGAUGCCUACUUCCAGGGCGGUGGACAGAUGGCCCCGAGUUCAGGCUCUGGGCGCUCCAAACAGCACAGCAACUCGGUGGACCUGGGCAGCUCUGACGGCCCCUCGGGUCGCCUCUCCAGGGGGGGCUACUACACGGCCACAGGCUCACGCUCGCGACAACACAGCAACUCUGCAGAGAGUCUGGAUGGGGUCAGGGGUUCUCGGGAGCUAGUGCUCUACGGAGGGGCCCCGGGAGUCGGAGUGAGGGCCAAACACAGCAGCUCGGCUGACAGUCUGCUGGAGGGGCCACCGCGGCCGUCCAGGGAGAGGGACGGCCGGGGCGCGGGCAGCCUGGGGAAGUCCGUCUCUCUGCCUCAGAACAGCAUGGUGCUGAGCAAAGCUGGGGGGCAGGACGACGGGCGUGGGGGGAGAAAGUGGAGGCCGUCCAUCGCCACGCAGGUGGACAGCUCAGAGACUCUGUCAGAUUCAGACCCAGAUGGAAAAGCCCUGACAGAGGUCCACUCUAUAGGAGUCCAAGUGGAAGAUGACAAAAGGCGUGCUCGCUUCAAGCGCUCCAACAGCGUGACGGCGAGCGUGCAAGCCGACCUGGACCCCGAGGGCUUCCACGGGCUCAGCAUCGCCGUGCCAAUGCAGGACAAGAGUCUUCAGUUCGGCUGUUCUUUCCAAAGGCACUCCUCAGAGCCGGAGUCAGCAAGCCAGUACACAGAGUGCCAACGCACCGUGCACACGCAGGGACAAUGGGCCUACAGAGAGGACUUAAUCCAGGGUGGCUAUACCACGGAGGACUGCCCAGGGGACCCGCGGCCCCACCAGCACCCACACCUGCCUCCACGGUCCCACUCUCCUCUGCCCAUCACCUCUGAGAGAGCGUGGGCGGGGACGCCGUCACUGGAGGGCCCCCGGAGCCUGCCCGACUCUGGCCGCGCCUCGCCCUGCAUGAGAGACGGAGAGUUCUUCUUACGCCUCCUGCAGACAGAGGUGGAGAGGAUGGAGGGCUGGUGCCAGAACAUGGAGCGAGAGGCAGAGGAGAACGAACUGCCAGAGGAAGUUCUUGAGCUGAUACGAAAUGCAGUUGGCAGUGCCCAGAUGCUCAUGUCUCAGAAGGUCCAGCAGUUUUUCCGCCUCUGCCAACAAAGUGUGGUAAGUAUUCAUGUCCCCCCCCCCCAGCCCACCUCUCAGGACCUGGCAGGCCUCUGGGACCUGCUCCAGCUCAACAUAGAGGACGUCAGGGUCAAGUUUCAUGACCUCCAGAGGCUCAAGGACUCUGGUUGGAGGCUCCCACCUGAAAAGAAGGAGGAUAAGAAGCUUCCUCCUCCCUUACCAAAGAAGCCAGCAGGCGGGGUGAGUGGCAGCCUCCGGGCGGAUAGCGUCGGGGAUGUGAUCGGUGGCGGUGGAGGAGGAGCUGGGUCGGGGGGCCUGGUGGUCCCUCGCAUUGGUGGACAUACCCUACCCAUGAGGGAGAAGUCCCUGGACCUCGGGGACCGUCAGAGGACAGAAGCGAGGAGGAGGCUCCUGCAGACCAAGCGUACCGCCUCCUUCAGGCAGAACUCGGCCACAGAGAGCGCAGACAGCAUCGAGAUCUACAUCCCCGAAGCCCAGACUCGACUCUGAACACAAAGCCCCCUCACCUCCUCACUCACCCUCAGCCCCCCUGAAGCUGACCUGUCUCAGUCUUUCUCUGAGUUUUUGGAUCUUCUACAGGUCAUCGCUAUUUAUCUGAUAUCCUCCCUUGAGCACCACUUCACUUCUCACAACUACAAUUCACUACUCUUGCUCAUUAAACAAGCAAUGACAGCCAUUUUAGUGUCUUGAAAUUUGGAAAUGUUACUGACACAGAAGCCUAGACCUGAAACGGUAGCAAGCAGAUAUGAGUUAUAGACUUUUUUAAGAAUUUCCUUUUGGCUGACAAGCAAGAAACAGUCCACUUUUAUAGCAGUAGUCAGCGGAGGUUCACGCAGUAGUAGCAUGCCUGUGCGUGUUCACCCAGCACUUCUCCAUCACUGAAAAUAAAGGGCUUAACGGGAACAUAACCUCUGCGGAGACGACAGAACCUCCCUAUAGAUCUCCUGUUGCCAUUUCCUGAAUGCUACCAGUAUGGAUGAAUAAACAUGGAUUCAUUUCUCACCAUCAGUUUAAAUGCCCUAAAGUCAGAUGGUUGGCAAUCCCCAAAGAACAUUCUCCAAGCAUAGUCAGUCAACUACAGCUGGCACUUUUCACCCAGUUACCAUCUGUCCACCCAGGCAGCCAGUCAAAAGAAUAUGAAACUAUUUUCUGUCUCUUUCCCUCAAUCCUCCUGCCUAUCCAUGGCCUCUCCUCAUCAUUCAGCUGUGAGGCUGUUUGAAUGUGCAAGUGCUAUUUGUACAUAGUGUGCACACUCAUGUUUGCCAAAGGGAGCUUUUGCGGUGUAGCAUCACAGCCUUGACAGCUAGAGAGCAACACAAACACACACAAAAAAUUGCU
This is a messenger RNA of Notothenia coriiceps (black rockcod), 4047 nucleotides long. RefSeq names its product discs, large (Drosophila) homolog-associated protein 3 (gene dlgap3). Gene Ontology annotation, cellular component: glutamatergic synapse; postsynaptic specialization. The record is from RefSeq and is a predicted model, not a curated record. Gene Ontology annotation, molecular function: molecular adaptor activity. Gene Ontology annotation, biological process: signaling. The coding region runs from base 160 to 3198 and encodes 1012 amino acids. Lineage: Eukaryota; Metazoa; Chordata; Actinopteri; Perciformes; Nototheniidae. The transcript is spliced from 13 exons.